GGGCCGCUUCCGGCUUUUUAGCGGAAGUUUGACCGCGCGACGUCACGCCGUCCUUCCCUUUACCCGUGUCCUUGGUGGUUCUCGGCGGAGACGAGGAAGCGAUUGGUGGAGCCGUCAAGAUGUUUCGAACCCUUUUGGCUGUUCGGCAAGUUGCACAAAACCCCAUAAACUUUGCCUCUCGCAGGCAGCUUGCAAGCAGGGUUGCUGAGAAGCAGAAACAUUUUCAGGAAGAUAAUGGCAUUCCAGUGCAUUUGAAAAAUGGAAUCCUAGAUUCUACGCUGUAUCGAAUUACCAUGGCCCUUUCCGUUUUUGGACUUGGCUAUGCCCUCUAUUAUAUAUACGAAAUAGGAAAGCCAAAGAAAUAACUCCAGUUCAGAAGAUGCAUCCUGGAAUAGCAUCGUUCUGUUCCAUUCCAUUACAUUCAUCAAGGACUUGGUCCUUGUCAUAAAUACUUGAUUUUGUGUUUGGGAACAAUGUUUGUUAAAAAUGUAAUAACUGCUGUCAGUAAACUA
This is a messenger RNA of Pseudonaja textilis, 512 nucleotides long. RefSeq names its product cytochrome c oxidase subunit 7A2 (gene COX7A2). Lineage: Eukaryota; Metazoa; Chordata; Lepidosauria; Squamata; Elapidae. Gene Ontology annotation, biological process: mitochondrial respirasome assembly; regulation of oxidative phosphorylation; mitochondrial electron transport, cytochrome c to oxygen. The record is from RefSeq and is a predicted model, not a curated record. Gene Ontology annotation, cellular component: respiratory chain complex IV.